AUGCCUGAAGCGGCAGCAGCAGGCGGCGGCGAACGCGAACAAUCAUGGGAGCAGAGAGCUUGGUCGAUUGGCAAGAAUGUCGCCAUCUUUAUUGCGAUCCAAUUCGCGAUCAAGCAAUUCAUGAGCAGUGGUGGUCAGAAAGCAGCGGCGCCAACCCCCUCGAUGAGCGCCAUGGACACUCCCCAGGCCGCAGUGACAGACUACAGCGUCGUACCAGAGACCGUCUUCCCCCUCUGGCCGAUCAACGUGAGCGUGGAUGUCAGUCUUUAUAUCAGCCCUGAGAUUGUACCUAGACCCGGUCAGGCGACUUUGGUAUUGGAAGAGAAGAACUUUGCUCUGGACCAGAAGAAGAAGGAUUUCAGGGAGGUUCACAAGACAUUCAAUGUACCGCCACAGGUGCAGGACAACGGAACGUUAUGGGCACAUAUAUUCGUCGCACAGACUGGAGCUGUAAUGGACCCGGGUGCUGCGGGUUACGAUCCUGCGAAGGCCUACCGUAUGAUUCGUCCAUUAACUGAGUACUUGGCUAAGAAGAAAGUCCGCAAGACCAGGAAUUUGCUCGAAGCCAAGAACGAGAUGCCUUUGGAAGACGAGCCUACUGAGGAGACUGGUCCUACGCUCGCCUCUUACUACCAUCCUAACUUCACACUCUCGUUCGUGCCAGAUGCUGGAGCAGCGCAGUAUGCCACUCUACACCCUGCUGUCCGCCAGUUCUACACUCUCGAGUCGACCGGCGCACGAGACGAAACGGGCAAGAAUGGUUGGUACUAUCCAGUCGUCUACGUCAAUACUUUCUGGCAGCUGAAGUCGCACAUGACUGAGCUCAACUCCACCGAACCCGUCUCUACACUGCCAAUGAACGUUGGUCUCUCUACACUAGGCAACUGGCAAUUUAACAUCAUGGCUAGCAUGGAUGAAGGCAUGAAAGAGACAGCCCGUAAAACAGCACGAGGCGAGACCACGCCAGGUGGUGGUGACGGUAGUGAAAUGGAGUUGAUCAAGUCCACACUACUGGACACGAAUCCCUGGCUACUGGGCACAACUGUCAUCGUCAGCAUCUUCCACAUGAUCUUCGAACUGCUUGCCUUCAAAUCCGACGUUGGACAUUGGCGCAAGAAGAAGGACAAUGUGGGUAUCUCUGUCCGCACGAUCCUGUCCAACGUGGUGAUGCAAGGCAUCAUCUUCCUCUACCUCAUGGACAACAACGAAAACACUUCCUGGAUGAUCCUCUUCGGCCAAGGAAUGGGUAUAGCAAUCGAAGCCUGGAAGAUCACGAAGAUGGUGAACGUGCGUGUUCGGCAGCCACAGGCUGGGACGUGGGCCGCGAAGCUCGGACUUCCGUACAUGGUUGUGUUUGAAGACAAGCACCAGCUAUCUGAGACGGAAGAGAAAACUGAGGAGUAUGAUCGCAUUGCUUUCAGGUAUAUGGGCAUCAUUGCUGUGCCCUUGCUUUUGGCGUAUGCUGCUUACUCGCUCAUGUACGAGAGCCAUAAGAGUUGGUAUAGUUUCAUCAUCACGACUCUUGUGGGAUCGGUGUAUGCUUAUGGAUUUCUGAUGAUGGUCCCGGCUCUCUACAUCAACUAUCGCCUCAAGUCUGUCGCCCACAUGCCCGGACGCGCCAUGGCGUACAAAUUCCUGAACACCUUCAUCGACGACCUCUUCGCUUUCACCAUCAAGAUGCCCAUCCUACAUCGUUUGGCCACUCUCCGCGACGAUGUGAUCUUCUUCGUCUACUUGUAUCAAGCUUGGGCUUACAAAGUUGACCAUACUCGUGUCAACGAGUUUGGACAGGGUGGAGACGAUGACGAGGUCACGGAGGAUAAGCUUGCGAAUCAGCCGCUCAAGGCACCUCCUGGUAGUGUCAAAGAUGCAGAGAAGAAGGAGAUUUUGCAGGAGAGCAGGGAUGGUAGGGAGAAGGCGGAUACUGCUGUCAGCACUGGUUCCCAAAAGGGCGGUGCGAAGAAGCGGAAGGGCUAG
Recurvomyces mirabilis is the source of this 1977-nucleotide messenger RNA. RefSeq lists its product as uncharacterized. The transcript is spliced from 2 exons. Lineage: Eukaryota; Fungi; Ascomycota; Dothideomycetes; Mycosphaerellales; Teratosphaeriaceae. The coding region runs from base 1 to 1977 and encodes 658 amino acids. Gene Ontology annotation, cellular component: endomembrane system; membrane. The record is from RefSeq and is a predicted model, not a curated record.